AUGGCGAACUCGAAAUACGAAUACGUGAGGCUAUUCGAGCAGCCAGACAAUCUCCUCCCCCAAACAUGGAUUGUUGUUCGAAUAGACGGGCGAGGAUUCCACAAGCUCUCGGAUAAGUACGGCUUUGAAAAGCCAAAUGACCGUCGGGCACUGGAUCUUAUGAAUGCUGCUGCUGUCUCAGUGAUGAAGGAUCUCCCAGACCUGACUAUUGCCUAUGGCGUUAGUGACGAGUAUAGUUUUGUCUUCCAUCCAAACUGUGAACUUUUUGAAAGACGAAGCGCGAAACUCGUUACAACAAUUGUUUCAGGUUUCACCGCGGCAUACGUUUACCAAUGGCCAAAAUUCUUCCCCGACAAGCCUCUUCAAUUAUCGAAUUUACCGACCUUUGAUGGGCGGGCUGUUCAGUAUCCCAAUGCCAGUAUCCUUCGGGAUUAUAUGAGUUGGAGACAGGUGGAUUGCCAUAUCAAUAACUUAUACAAUACGACCUUUUGGUCGAUGGUUCUCAUAGGUGGAAUGACCAAUGUCGAGGCGGAGAAAGAGUUGCAGGGAACUGUUUCAUCCGAUAAGAAUGAAAUCCUCUUCAGUCGCUUCGGUAUCAAUUACAAUAAUGAGCCCGAAUUCUUCAAAAAGGGCUCGGUCGUAUACCGACAAUACCAACUCCAGGAACCAGAAGCAGUAGGAACAACAACAGCACAUACGCAACAGGAUGAUGAACCCAUAAGCCAGCUCUCGCGGACGCAGCAGGAGAAAAUUCGCAAAUUGCGCCGGAAGGCACAGGUUGUCGUGGAGCAUGUGGAUAUCAUCAAGGAUGAUUUUUGGCUGAGAAGACCGUGGCUAUUAUCUGGUAAACCGGGGAAGAUACCGGUUGAAUAG
Molecule: messenger RNA, 873 nt
Organism: Talaromyces atroroseus
Lineage: Eukaryota; Fungi; Ascomycota; Eurotiomycetes; Eurotiales; Trichocomaceae
Product: tRNA(His) guanylyltransferase
Exons: 7
Coding region: 1-873 (290 amino acids)
Biological process (GO): tRNA modification
Molecular function (GO): tRNA guanylyltransferase activity; magnesium ion binding
Source: RefSeq, a predicted model, not a curated record